AUGCGAUUGUUUAAGAGCGAAACGUACUUCGAAAUAUCACACAAAUUGUUCUUGAUCUGUUUCAUCAUCGCAGCAGAUGGUAUCGGGAGGCUGCAUGGAUCGUUUAUCCCUCACAUAGGAAACCAUAAAGUGGUCGGUGGUCACGAUGCCAAACCCGGAGAAGCUCCGUUCCAGGUUUCGUUGUUGAUAGACAACAAACACCAAUGCGCCGGAAGUAUAAUCAACGAGCAUUGGAUCCUGACGGCAGCUCACUGUAUCGAAUGCAAAGAUGAGUCCAGCAUGUCUAUCUUGGCCGGAACCAAUAGUUUGUCCAGUGGAGAAGGUCAUCGGUACCAGGUGGAUCGAUACGUUGUCCAUCCCAUGAAUAACAAUCCCUUCCGGCAUAAUGAUAUCGGUCUGAUCCGGUUGAAGGAAUCGCUAGAAUUUGGAGAGCUGGUUAAGCCGAUCGAAGUGUACCCGGAUGCGAUUCCGGAAGGCUCCCCAGUAACGCUCUCCGGCUGGGGACUUACGGAUAGCGAUGAACAGGAAGCGUCGGAUUGGUUGCAAAUCUUGGAUUUGGCUGUUUUCUCGUUCGACGAGUGCUUCAAAUUUCACGACGACAUUUUCGAUGGUCACAUGUGCACUUUCACGCAAUACGGAGAAGGAUCUUGUAUGGGUGAUUCGGGUGGUCCAUUGACGUUCGAGGGUAAACUGGCAGGUAUCGUCAGCUAUGGAAUCCCGUGUGCUCGUGGGUAUCCGGAUGUCUUCACUCGUGUAUCGUUCUAUCAGGACUGGAUUAAGGACACAAUUAGCGAUGGGCAGUAG
Molecule: messenger RNA, 804 nt
Organism: Uranotaenia lowii
Lineage: Eukaryota; Metazoa; Arthropoda; Insecta; Diptera; Culicidae
Product: chymotrypsin-2-like
Exons: 4
Coding region: 1-804 (267 amino acids)
Biological process (GO): proteolysis
Molecular function (GO): serine-type endopeptidase activity
Source: RefSeq, a predicted model, not a curated record